Messenger RNA from Suillus subaureus, 690 nucleotides. RefSeq lists its product as uncharacterized. The record is from RefSeq and is a predicted model, not a curated record. NCBI's taxonomy places the organism in Eukaryota, Fungi, Basidiomycota, Agaricomycetes, Boletales, Suillaceae. The transcript has 2 exons. The annotation marks the transcript as partial.
GAAUCACUACUGACUGGUCCAUGUUGGAAAUCCCAAGCCAUUCAUACAUCUCAUGCUACAAAGUCAGCGGUUAUUCUCUACUGGUGGGAUCCAAUUGAGUGCAUUUCCAGUUUAUUCAAUCACCCACUAUUUCACAACCAUAUAGACUUUACAUCUUGCAAGGUUUGUACUAUGGUGCAGAAAUGGUCCCGGGUGUACACUGAAUGGAUGACAGCUGACCAUGCUUGGGAAAUGCAGUCAGCACUACCUCAUGGUGCAACACUCCUUGGUACUAUUUUGUCUUUGGACAAGACAUGUAUCACUGCAUUGACAGGUGAUUGUGUUGCACAUCCACUCCUUCUCAGCAUCACCAACAUUCACAUGAACACAUGGUUAAAAUCAUCCUUAAACACUUUCGUACUUACUGUGCUGUUACCUGUCCCUAAAUUCAUUCACAAAGAGAAAUGCAUGAAGGGCUUGUUACAGGAUCAGCUUGUUCAUCAGUGCCUGGACGUUGUAUUAGAACUGCUGAAGGUGGCUACUCAAGAGGGCAUCAUGUUGUCAGAUCCUACUGGACGCAGUUGUUACUGCUUUACCCCACUUGCAAGUUAUAUCACUGAUACCCCUGAAGCCAUUAUGCUGGCAUGUGUUGGUAGAAAGAUGUCUCCUGUUACAAUGGCCAUAUACAAACAAUUUGGAGAUGCAUUCUAA